Gopherus evgoodei (Goodes thornscrub tortoise) is the source of this 6393-nucleotide messenger RNA. It is a transcript of the gene EDEM3, whose product is annotated as ER degradation enhancing alpha-mannosidase like protein 3. Gene Ontology annotation, biological process: endoplasmic reticulum mannose trimming; mannose trimming involved in glycoprotein ERAD pathway; carbohydrate metabolic process. The transcript is spliced from 21 exons. Gene Ontology annotation, molecular function: mannosyl-oligosaccharide 1,2-alpha-mannosidase activity; calcium ion binding. The record is from RefSeq and is a predicted model, not a curated record. Lineage: Eukaryota; Metazoa; Chordata; Testudines; Testudinidae. Gene Ontology annotation, cellular component: membrane; endoplasmic reticulum. The coding region runs from base 153 to 2966 and encodes 937 amino acids.
AGCCGCGGAAGAGAUUGUUUCCUUGGCUACGCCACAGGAAAGCGAAGGGCCGGUCCUUUCCGUUUGCGCAUCGGCGGCGCUGCGAGCGGCAGGCUGCGAGCGGCGAGGAUGGGGCUGAGCCGGGCCUAGCGGGGCGGCGGGCAGAUGCUGCCAUGAGCGGAGCUGCUAGUGGUGAGGGGGGGAGCGGGGACCCCGCAGCCCGCUGGGGCAGAUGGAAGCUGCUGGCCCUGGGCCUUCUCUCCGCCUCUUCGGUGCUGGCAGCCGCCCCGGGCGCUGGAGCCAUGAGCAGGGAGGAAAAGCGCCGGCUCGGGAGUCAAGUGUUAGAAAUGUUUGAUCAUGCUUAUAGCAAUUACAUGGAACAUGCCUACCCAGCUGAUGAACUCAUGCCUUUAACUUGCCGUGGACGGGUUCGGGGUCAGGAACCAAGUCGUGGGGAUGUAGACGAUGCCUUGGGAAAGUUUUCACUGACACUGAUUGAUACCUUGGACACUCUUGUGGUGUUAAAUAAAACCAAAGAGUUUGAAGAUGCUGUAAAAAAUGUGAUAAAAGAUGUUAAUUUAGAUAAUGACAUAGUUGUAUCAGUGUUUGAAACUAAUAUAAGAGUCCUUGGAGGUCUUUUAGGUGGGCACUCAGUGGCAAUUAUGCUGAAAGAAAAAGGUGAAUACAUGCAGUGGUACAGUGGUGAACUUCUGCACAUGGCAAAACAACUGGGCUACAAACUUUUACCUGCUUUUAACACUACUAGCGGUCUCCCUUAUCCAAGAGUUAAUUUAAAAUUUGGUUUAAGAAGUCCAGAAGCUCGAACAGGAACAGAGACUGAUACCUGUACGGCUUGUGCAGGUACCUUGAUACUUGAGUUUGCUGCUUUAAGCCGAUUCACAGGAACAUCAAUAUUUGAGGAAUAUGCACGGAAGGCGCUUGAUUUUCUUUGGGAAAAAAGACAACGCAACAGUAAUUUAGUGGGAGUUACCAUUAAUAUACAUACUGGAGACUGGGUCCGCAAAGAUAGUGGAGUUGGAGCAGGAAUAGACUCGUAUUAUGAAUAUUUAUUAAAAGCCUAUGUCUUGCUUGGAGAUGACCGUUUCCUGGAAAGAUUUAACACACACUAUGAUGCCAUAAUGAGGUACAUUAGUCAACCACCUCUUCUGCUUGAUGUUCAUAUUCACAAACCAAUGCUAAAUGCUCGGACCUGGAUGGAUUCUUUGCUUGCAUUCUUCCCAGGCUUGCAGGUAUUGAAAGGUGACAUUAGACCUGCUAUUGAAACUCAUGAGAUGUUAUAUCAGGUGAUAAAAAAGCAUAACUUUCUUCCUGAGGCUUUCACAACAGACUUCAGGGUUCACUGGGCUCAGCACCCUUUAAGACCAGAAUUUGCAGAAAGCACCUAUUUCUUGUAUAAAGCUACUGGGGACCCUUACUACCUAGAAGUAGGAAAAACGCUCAUUGAAAAUUUAAACAAAUAUGCUAGAGUACCCUGUGGAUUUGCUGCAAUGAAGGACGUUCGUACUGGAAGCCAUGAGGACAGAAUGGAUUCUUUCUUCCUGGCUGAGAUGUUUAAAUACCUUUACCUGCUCUUUGCUGACAAGGAAGACAUGGUUUUUGAUAUAGAAGAUUAUAUUUUCACUACAGAGGCUCAUCUAUUGCCCCUUUGGCUCUCUACUACAAACCAAACAAUGUCUAAGAAAAAUACAACAACGGAAUACACGGAGCUGGAUGACAGUAACUUUGAGUGGACAUGUCCGAACACGCAGAUUCUCUUCCCAAAUGACCCUAUGUAUGCUCAGAGUAUCCGUGAACCUUUGAAAAAUGUGGUGGAUAAGAGCUGUCCUAGGGGCGUUGCCAGAGUAGAAGAGAGUUUUGGGAGUGGACCAAAACCGCCACUGAGAGCCAGGGAUUUCAUGGCCAGUAACCCUGAGCAUUUGGAGAUACUGAAGAAGAUGGGAGUCAGUUUGAUUCACCUCAAAGAUGGAAGAGUACAAUUAGUGCAGCACGCAAUUCAAGCAGCAAGUUCACUUGAUGCUGAAGAUGGUUUGCGAUUCAUGCAGGAAAUGAUUGAACUAUCCAGUCAGCAACAAAAAGAGCAGCAGCUACCCCCACGUGCUGUUCAAAUUGUUUCCCACCCAUUCUUUGGCAGAGUAGUAUUGACAGCCGGGCCAGCACAGUUUGGAAUGGACCUAUCCAAACACAACGUAGGGACAAGAGGAUUUGUUGCAACCAGUAAACCUUACAGUGGAUGCUCGGAGAUCACUAAUCCUGAAGCAGUGAAGGAGAAAAUUGCUUUGAUGCAGAGAGGCCAGUGCAUGUUUGCUGAAAAGGCACGAAACAUCCAAAAAGCUGGAGCAAUAGGGGGCAUUGUUAUUGAUGACAAUGAGGGAAGCAGCAGCGACACUGCUCCUCUAUUCCAGAUGGCUGGUGACGGAAAGAAUACAGACGACAUCAAAAUCCCCAUGCUCUUCCUGUUUAACAAAGAAGGAAAUAUUAUACUUGAUGCAAUCAGAGAAUAUGAGUCUGUAGAAGUGCUUCUCUCUGAUAAAGCAAAAGACAGAGCAACAAUAUUUAAAGAUCUGGAAAUGGAAAACAUGGACCAGAAGUCAUCUGAAAAUGAUUCACAUAAGCAGAGACCAGAAGAGACUUCAGCAUCUCAGGACCUCCGCUUGGUCAGUCAAGAGCCUGAAGGAGAAGAAAGUUCUGAUGUUACUCACCUUGAUUCAUUAUCUCCUGUUGAUGCAGACAGUGAUAGCAUUUCCAUUUCAAACCAAGAGUUCUGUAUUACAGAAAUCCAUGAGGCUAAUGUUCAAGAGACAGAAAGUACAGAAUUAGAUAACCAGCCUCAGGAACAAUCUCAGACUGAGACAGAUUCCAGCUCCAAUGUUAAUUGGGAUAAUAAAGUCCAGCCUAUGGAAUCCAUAUUAGCAGAUUGGAAUGAAGAUAUAGAAGCAUUUGAAAUGAUGGAAAAGGAUGAACUAUGACUUCUAAUAACUUAUUUGUGGAUAAACAAAAUGGUAAAUUUGUUGGGUAAAAAUGAGGCCCGAAUAUUUAAGAAUCAGAAAUUGUUCAGUAUUGUGAUGAGCAACCAGGUUUCAUCUGGAUAAUAUAAUAGAAACCCAGCACAUGUUAUAAUUUAUAUAGUUUUAAUUUUUCCUGUUUUGAAAUGGGAAUGUGCAAUUGAACUGUUUGUAUGGCUCUGUUGCGUGGUGCUGUAAUACAGAAGGUUUCAUUCAGGGAAUUAAUCAGAUUUCUGCAUUCCAGGCCUCCGGGGAGCAGAUUGUCUUGGCCUCUGGAAAGGUAGAAGUUGAAUGUAAUGGGAUUAAUGCACCACUUGUUGGCUGGUUAUGGCACUUGAAGGCAACAGUCAGAGGCUAUUCUAGUUGAAGGUGCAGUUUCACUGAUAAAGGCCUUUAUGGAGAGAGAGGUGAAAUGGUGAGACAUUUCCAGCUGUAAUGUCUUUAAGAAACAGCUCAGUUUGUCCUCACAUUUAUAUCCCAGUAAGAUAUAGCUGUGUUGCUCAUCACUUCUUCCAUCUGUUGUUUUGACAAAUGACCAAGAUGACUUGGAUUUUUCCUCCUCUUCUCUUAUUUCAACUAGAGCGGCUGUAUAAAACAAAGGUAACAUGCUCUACUAGGAAGCUGUUUUAGGAAAAUUAAGAAAGCUUUGCUAAUUAGAGGACUAGUACAUAAAGGUUCACAGUGAUUAUGAAGAUUGUUACUUUAAUUCAAGUAAAUUGGGCAAAACACAUUUUAUACGAUUUUUCCUUUUUGGCCUUCCAUGCUUAAAGUUAUCAAGCUUAAAACUACUCUAAGACACAGAACUUAGCAUUAUUAUUGUUCUCUGAAAAUAGAUACUCAAUAGAUGAGAAUUUCAAUGACCAUUUCUGUUUUCUCUAGAAGAAAUACCUCUGUCAGCCUUACAUUUGUAACACUUGGGCAAGAAGGCCAGUAUCAAUAGUGAAGCACAACUGUUUACCUUUUGCUGUUGGGUCCAUAAUUCAGAAUUUAGUGGUGUGAAGUCAAAGAUAUGAUACUUCUGGGAGGGGAGAGAUGUUAAUACAGGUAAGCAUGGUUCCUAAUUUAUCAUGUUUUUGGAAGUAUCCUCUAAUUAAACCACAAGUCUGUUUAAGCAAACCAGAAGCAGUUAGCUUAAUUGUGUCCAAAUUAAAACUGCCAAAAUUCUAGUUUAAGUUGAUAUAUAGACACAGGUUUUCGUUAAUUAUGGUUCAAUUCAGUAUUUAAUCUGUUUUUUUCCUUUUCAGAGAGAGACUUAACAUUGCCUAUAUCAUGCACCAGAUUAAAACUGAAAGUUUUUGUAUUUAUAUAUAAUCUUUAUACUGGCAGACAGAUGUAUCCCUGUCUGAAGUGCACCUUUCGUUUUACUGGUGAGAUUAAAAUGUACCGAAUAUGCAAAUACCAAUCAGUACAGCCAUACUGUAUUGUACUUAUGUAUAUUCACAUACGGUUUCAAGUCCCAGACAAAUGUUGUAUACAUGUAAUCUGAUAAUGACACUUGCUCUCAAAAGUAUCAAAUGCACACGUACCUUUGAGAGCAUGUUACUAUACAGAAAUUGAAUGACAAUUUAACUGAAUAGAGGUGUAGUUAACUUUGAGAUAGUGAAGCAGUAGGGAACUAGUGAAUAAGUGUCCUUUUAAAACGUCGUUUUAAUUUCUUUGCACAAAUAACUAUGGAGGUUUGGGUUUAAUAUAUUGGUACAGUGCUGAAGCUUAAUACUUCGUCAUUUUAGACUGAGGGACUAAUUUUACAGGAUGGGAUUAUUCCUCAAAAUCUUUGAAGUGUCCUUUGUAACUUGGGUGCCCAGCUCAUGCAACUGAGGCAUGCCUGGUAUGGCCACAGAAUCCAUUGACUUCAGUGCGUGUUUUACUGGGCAAAAGGUGAUGUGGCUGCAAGUGGCCAGUUGCACCAUAGGGUGAUGUAGUUCAGAAAUCCUAACUCUAAAAAGGAGUUAAAUAUUUCCAAACAUCUGAACCUAGUGCCACUAAUGAAGGUUUUUAUUCUAACUCUACUGGAUGUAGGCUAUGCUAGUAAAAGCUGCACAGGUUCUGUCUCACUCCAUUUAGGUAUUUUUAAGGAUUGUAACUAAAGUGGUUCUCUGGUCAUUAUAUUAGCAAAAGGUUUGUCAGAUUAAAUUUUAAUAUGACAGCUCAAGUUUUCAGUUCCUUCCUGCAGAAAGUGAUUUAAUUUUUAGCUCUAAAAUUUGUCUUUAGAAACAUUAUUAGAGCAUCAACUUCUGUCACCACAAGGUAAUCUUUUAUGACUGACUAACCUUACGUUAAGUGUAAACACCGGCACGGCAGUUCUGAAACAAGCACAUUCCAUCCUUUGAAGUGAGGGCUUGUUAAGAGAAUCCCUUGAUAUAAUUUUUGAAGCACCUAGAAAGUGGUGGUCUACCUCAGAUAAAUGUUGUUGUCCCCUUUUUUGAGAUAAUUUAACUUUACCUUUUUAAGUGAUUAUGACCGCUGUAGAUCCAUGGUUUACAGAACUGAAUCAGGUAAAGUUGACCUUUUGGGAAAGAAAAGGAUAAAUUAGGGGACAAUUUUAUUCAGGUUUUUUCACUGUUUCUUUCCUAACAAAGAUGGAAAUAGACUUUAGUUUUAACCUCUUUAUAUCACUCUAAAAUUAAAAUAAUUUUCUGUAACAUGUUAAUGCCAUUUUAAAAAGAAAAAGGAAUGUGUGAUGGAACAGAAGAUACUUCUGGAGAGGGGAGUAGGGUGCACUUUGCAAAUUUUUAAAAACUUUCAUUGUGCUUAGAGAAUAUUGUUCUUGCAUCACUGUCAGUCAAUAUCAUGUGUAUGAUUGUGCUAUUUGAUUAACUAGAACACUGAAGAGUUUAGGACUAGUACAUCUUAUUCCCUAAUGUAAUUCAAAGAAGCCAAUUUAAUAUUUCCUUUGAUGUUAAAGGACUAUUCUCUAUUUACACUUACUGUUUCAUAAUGAAGUUUUAAAAUAAGAUGAGCAUUGGUUUCUCCUCCUGCUCCCGCUGUGGUUUUAGCUGAAGGCUUAUCUGUAGUCAGUGAAACCAUGUGUGUCGAGAUUGUAGUAAAUGUUAACAGGACACCUUAUGCAAAGGCUUCAGUCAGAACAUAGAAAAAACAUUCUGUGAAUGAAAUAUUGUAUGUUCAGAUUUUAUAGGAUUUUUUACCGGCCCAAUUUACAUCUGUAUAUUUUCUUAUGCUGUAACUUAUGAAAUAUCUAAUAACAGGUGCUGUAAUACUACUGUUGGGUUUUACUGUCUGGUGAUAAGUGUAUACAAUAUUUCUAAGAGCAACUAUGUACUGUGAUGUAAAGUCUGGGCUAAAAUGUAUAUAAUCCUUGUAUAUAAUUGUGUACUGGAUUAUAAUGGCUGAUUGUAAAGAUUUAAUAAAAUAUGUAAAUAUUCUGGUCAAA